Messenger RNA from Kluyveromyces marxianus DMKU3-1042, 2559 nucleotides. RefSeq names its product DNA helicase PIF1 (gene PIF1). The record is from RefSeq and is a predicted model, not a curated record. Bases 1 to 2559 code for a protein of 852 amino acids. Gene Ontology annotation, biological process: DNA repair; telomere maintenance. The transcript has a single exon. NCBI's taxonomy places the organism in Eukaryota, Fungi, Ascomycota, Saccharomycetes, Saccharomycetales, Saccharomycetaceae. Gene Ontology annotation, molecular function: DNA helicase activity.
AUGUGGAGGAACCACCAAAGACUAGUUUCAAAUUAUAGGUUUUUUGGCAGUUUCUUGGGGCCCCGUCGUACACCAUUUCUAUCCUCGUUCCAUACCGUAGGUUAUCAACAAAACUUACUAUCAAGUUACGCACCAAAACACAAUCCAGAGAGGAAAAGCAUGCAAAAUAAACCAAUACCAGAGGAUCUUAUAGAGAUCAUUGAUGAUUCUUUGGAAGAAAUUGGGAAUCCCAGUUAUGACGCCUGGGAUACGAGUGGUGAUGAUGACAUUUUGAUGCAUGUUGCUGACCUUGAGAAACUCAACCCUAGGUUUUCCAUUCAGCAAGACAACUGGAAAAAACAACAUCAACACCCCAAUCUACCCGCCAUGGAAUUUGCCAAGAAACCUUUGAAAGAGGAAAAGAACUUAAAUAGCAACAACGAAUCUGAUAGAAAACUAACAGCUAAGGUACCUAAACUAGAAAGACUAGACACUAUAGAUGAUUUAGCUGAACAUGAAAAUAAGCUGAAGACCGAACAGAAGCAUGAAAAUAUUACAUACCAGGAUAAAGAACGGUCUCGUCCUUCUGAUGAUCACCCAAAGCUACAACUUUCUCACAAUCGCCAGAUAACGUUCUUAACUCAACAAAUGUCAAUGAACGAAUAUACAUCAAACGAUUCAAGAGAAUCGAGUGUAACUCCUGAUUCUGGGAGGAAGAGAGUUCGCGCUAUUACAUUAUCUGAAGAACAGGAACAUGUCAUUGAGCUUGCUAGACGAAAAAUGAACAUAUUCUACACUGGUAGUGCUGGUACUGGUAAAUCUGUGUUAUUGAAGGAGCUAAUCAAAACGUUGAAAAGUAUGUACGGAAAUACAGGUGCAGUAGCUGUUACUGCUUCAACAGGGCUUGCCGCAUGUAAUAUCGGAGGUAUUACCUUGCACUCAUUCGCAGGCAUUGGACUUGGAAUAGGUGAUGAAGCAAUGCUACUAAAGAAAGUCAGACGAUCUGCAAAACACAGAGAACGUUGGAAAUCUAUCAAAGCCUUAGUUAUUGAUGAGAUAUCAAUGAUCGAUGGAAAUCUUCUCGAUAAACUAGACGGUAUUGCCAAAACAAUCAGAAGAUCUAAAAAGCCUUUUGGUGGUAUUCAAAUAAUCUUAUGUGGUGACUUUUUCCAAUUACCACCCGUCACUAAAUCUAACCAACAACUUAAAUUUGCAUUUCAAUCGUAUGCCUGGAGAACAGCUAUCGAUGCAACUAUCAUUCUUCGUAAAGUUUUCAGACAACAAGGUGAUCACCGAUUCAUCGAAAUGUUGAACGAAAUGAGAACCGGUGUUAUUUCUAAUCAGACAUUAGAGGAGUUCAGACAAUUAUCAAGACCCUUGCCAAAUGAUGAUAUUGUGCCAGCUGAAUUAUUCAGUACAAGAUCGGAAGUGGAUGGCGCUAAUUAUUCAAGAUUAAGAACCCUUCCUGGGGAGACCAUGACAUACGACGCUUCAGAUGGCGGUGUUCUUGAAAAUGAGGACUUAAGAAAGAAAUUACUAGAGAAUUUCCUUGCACCAAAGAAGCUAGAGCUUAAGAUUGGGGCCCAAGUGAUGAAUAUUAAAAAUAUCGAUGCGACACUUGUAAACGGGAGUUUAGGGAAAGUUUUAGCAUUCUUAGACUCCGAUACCUUUGCCUUCUUAAAGGGUCCAUUCAAAUCUAACAAAAUACUGAGUGAUGAGGAUGUAGAUCAACUGAGUGAAAAUCCUCAACUAGAGGAUUAUUGGAGUGAAGAAGAGGAUACCACUGCCAAACAGUCAAAGCAAAGAAAAAAGGAAGUCGAACUCGAAAAAUCUUUUAUGCAACAGCAAAAAGAACGGAUUCAAAUUGAGUCUCCUCUAAGUGACACAGUUUUUGACUUCUUCAUGACGGACAGUAGCAACCUAAGUGAAAGGCUAAAAAAGAAUGUUGAACGAAAAAAGCAAAUUGUACGAAAUCUUCAUAAAAGCGCCAGAGGCGCCAAGUUGCCAUUGGUUCAAUUCUUUACACCUUCUGGUGACGCCAGAGUUGUUCUUAUCAGACCUGAAACCUGGGCAAUGGAGGAUGAAAAAGACGUUCCUUUAGUCUCUAGAACACAGCUGCCAUUAAUUUUAGCCUGGUCACUUUCAAUUCAUAAAUCACAAGGUCAAACCCUUUCUAAAGUAAAAGUGGAUUUAAAAAGGGUAUUUGAAAAAGGCCAAGCGUACGUUGCACUUUCGAGAGCGGUCUCAAGAAGUGGGUUACAGGUUUUGAAUUUUGACCGGACUAAAGUCAAAGCCCAUGAUGUUGUCGUUGAAUUCUAUCAAAGUCUUUCCAGUGCUAGUUCUGUGAUGAAAGAACUGAACGAAAAGAAAGUUCUUUGCGAAAAGGACACGAAUGACACAAAAGCUCCGUCGAAAACAAAUCAAACAGAGCCUCGUCCUCAAAAGAGGAAUUUGGAAACAAUGCUAAUGAAUAGAAUGACGAAAAUCAAAAGAAAGAAAUCGGAUGAAAUACCAGGUAAAACGAUAGUCGAUCUGGCAUAUGAAAGUGUCAGCGAGAACCGUUUAUCACAAGAGAAUUAA